Pocillopora damicornis (cauliflower coral) is the source of this 3414-nucleotide messenger RNA. RefSeq lists its product as uncharacterized. Gene Ontology annotation, molecular function: G protein-coupled receptor activity. Gene Ontology annotation, cellular component: endosome; plasma membrane. The record is from RefSeq and is a predicted model, not a curated record. NCBI's taxonomy places the organism in Eukaryota, Metazoa, Cnidaria, Anthozoa, Scleractinia, Pocilloporidae. Gene Ontology annotation, biological process: G protein-coupled receptor signaling pathway.
CAAGUGCUUGUUCAACAAAAACCGUCAAUAUUCAACAGUAUUCUACGCCAAAACGAGCAUUAGACAUUUACAGUUGAUUUUGGCCGACGAACUUUGUUUGCCGCACUCGCCGCCAAAUGGCGGAGCUUACUGAGAAAGAUGACCCCGUUACUUCGUCUAUUUUACAUUUCGUUCAAGAAGUCUUUCUCGUAUUUGUCAUAGCCGCAGCCAUCGUACUUAACUUUUCUGUAGUUUAUGUUAUUUGCAGAAACAAACAUCUCAGGAAGAUCACCACUAAUAUAUUCAUUUUAAACCUGGUUGUGUCUAACGCGUUAAUGGCAAUAUUUGUGAUGCCACUGAGCUUGGUAACGUUUAAAAGAUUGGGUUGGACCAUUGAUUCAUCGCUUUGUAAGAUGAAUGGAAUUUCCAGUACUAUGUUGUGCUUUGCAUCCAUCUCAACUCUAUGCUGCAUCAGUGCUGAUCGAUACUUAGCAGUGGUCAGACCAAUGCGCUACAAGCAUGUGCUAACCCCGAGGAGAGCGUUCUGCAUGCUCAUGCUGGUUUGGUUAGGGUCUCUGUCUCUCGCUUGUUUGCCACUGAUCACUAACUACGAGUUUCACCCAGGAACGAACCACUGCUCUCCUGCAUGGCAUCGUAGCUGUGAAUUAUACGGAUUCAUGACUGUUUUAGCUCUCGGAAUACCUUUAGUAACUCUUCUUUCCACUUAUGGUAUGAUAUACUCGUCUGUGCGUAAGCAUGCAAAAAGAGUUUCUCAUUGGAGGGUUUCAACCAGUGGCGCAAGCGGGCAGCGGGACAGCACGUGCGUACGAGAAGCUGAAAUCACGGGACAUGAAAUAGACUCGUUUCUCUCUAAUUCAGCGCUUGAUGAGGAACAUACAGAACGUAAUUUGAGUAGAUUCAAAAAGUAUGUAGAUCAGAACAAUUCGGAAAAGUUCAUUGCACCUCUACGAGCUUUUGGAUGCAAAGGAGAAUCUUCUAAGUCAGAGAUUCCAGACAGACAUCAAGACAAAAAGUUUCGAUCGUAUUCCGCUGGAUGCGAGCACGCUAGAACGGACGAGAAUAUUCCUCCUUUCUCCUUACGAAUGAAGUUAGCUGAGGAAGCGGAUAAUGAGCCUGCGAGACCGCGAUCGUGCUCUGUCAGCGUGAAAUUUUCUGUCAGUGAGCUCGUACCAGGAACUGUUUCACCUUUUUUUUGCCCGCAUGACCUGGAAGGAGAACAAUUCCACAGAUCGCUGAGGAUGAGUAGUUAUUGUAUGCUGAAGGAAAAAAGCUUUACUUUUCCAGAGCCAAAGUCGUGUAGCUCUUUAGAAUUGCGCCAGACCAUUGAUUCAAUCAAGGAAGGAAUGCCUUCUCAUUCAAUUAGUUUUACGGUAACCAGCGCUUCCACUCCUGCUGUAAGCCCUGACUUAAACAUUCCAGUCCCGUUUACUUUGAACAGAGUUAUUUUGCCAGAUCAGAGGUCUUCAGGAAACUAUAAUGAAACGUCACAGUUUUCAGAUGAGUCGAAACAAGCGUGGAAUUCAAAAACCUGUCCUAACCAUCUUCAGUUACCGCCCACCCCCAUGCCUAUUUUUGUUAAACCUGUCAAUCCGGAUGAACCCGUCCGUAGUAGGAAAGCAAGUUUACCAGAGCUGAUCUCUCGGCCGAAAUCUCGUUCGCGAUCUCUCAGUUUUGGAACGUUGUAUGACGCAUCUGACAAGAACCCCACAUUACUUAAAGCACCUACCACGCAGAAAAUUAGUUCUCCCUUAUUACGACUUCGUGCCAUUUCAAAAUUUAAAAGCAAACUUCGUGUUAGCGUCGUACCACGCGAGUACAAGGUGGCUAAAAUCGGGUUCAUUCUCGUGAUGGUUUUUUUCUUAUCUUGGGGUCCGUACAUGAUGGUGCAUAACUGUCAGCCCUCCUCCAAGACCCCUCUUUGGGUGUACCGAAUAGCCAUGUGGUUGGUGUACUUGUCGUGUGUAUUGAAUCCUAUUGUGUACGCAUUAUCAAGUAAACAUAUCAGAACAGCUUUUAGCAACCACAUGAAGUGCUGUAAAAGGCUAAACGCUCGUAUAUCGAUGCGUCGUGCGCGACCAAGAGCGGCAACAAUAGCCUGAAAACAGUUUUACGCUUUCACAUUAAGUUGAUGAGGACACUAAUAGCUUUUCGCAUUCACUAACACCUACGCCCUUGAACAGGGGUAAGGGAUGUUAGUAAUGAGCGAGAGUGACACAUGGAUGAGACCAGGCAAAAGACGCAAAAAUUGGCGUGUUCGCGUUGCAUAUUACUCAUUGUUUUCAUUUAUGGACUUAAUGUGACAAGAAAGUCUGCUUCAAACGCUACUUUGGAAUGUUUAUUACAACACUGACAGAGAAGUCGGUAGAGAGUUGAUUCAGAGUAUUCUCUGUAAUCUUUUUGUGGUGAUCUUGAAAUUGUGCAAUUUAAGGUCUUUAUAGGUAUAGUCUGCUUUGAGUGAUCAUAUUCACCACGAUGAAAUAAAAAGCUACCAUGAAUAAGAUAGGAUAAGCAAAAAUGUAAGGAUACGAAUACCCCAAAAUUCUGCAGUUGGAAGAUUUCUCUGUUUGUUGCCUGGUAAAAUCUUUCACGUAAAUAAGGGAUGACAACCUAUAAAAUUAGAGGUUUUAACGAUUUUUAACCAAAUUUAUUCGAAAGUAGCCAGCUUUGUUCAUAAAGAACAAGCAGUUACUUCAGGAAUGGAUCUUCAAAAAUGAGCAAUAGUUAGUAGUUGUACCUUGAGACAUUCAGUUUCAGAUAUUUUAUUGCUAAAUCCUUGAUACAUGGUGCUAUAAGUAAGCAAAACCGUUUCUACAACUUUUUCGUAUCAUUCCAAGCUUUAAAAUCUCAACAAGUUCCUCUUUUUCAAUAAAAAAAUUUACAAAAGCAGUGUAAGAAUGUUUGAACCAAUUUUACAAAGAGCUUACGAUAACAUGAUCAGUACACAUGUACUGCUUAUAAAACCUUCUCAUGUAUAACUUGGUCUAAGUUUCCUUACAUGAACUGGUUUUAAAUGGCAACUUGGGCCAAUUAACCCUUUGACAUCCAGAAGUGACUAACACAUAACUUCUCCCUAGGAUAUCAAUUCAUUAUCCCGCAAACAGGUAAUAAUUUACUCAAACUUGUCAGGUACAAGUUGUUAUCUUGAUCUGUAACCAAAUUCUUCUGACUAAUUUGCAUGGAAAUGUUUAGCAGCUAGAGGGGAGAAUUUACAAUCAGAUCAUGGGUUGAGAACUGGUCCACUUGAGCUCAUUGACAAUUACAGUUUUCAGAACACAUAAACUAUUUGGGUUUCUUCCUGCAUAAAUUGUUGAAGAGGUAGGUGGUCAUCUAGAUGAGAGAAUUAACUACUUGAUCAUUCAUGCAUGUGUAGUGUUAGUGACUCCACAAAAAUUCACACACCUCCCUAAAGCCUAA